UUAUUACAAUAAUUUACAAUAUUACUUAACAGUUAUCGUUACCAUGAUCGUUACGUUAAUACUUAUUACAAAUGUCAAAUCUCAAAUAGUACUUUAGUGUUUAGUGUUUAAUCUCACGGCUAUAGUAACAGUAGGCAGUAGCCGUGUUUCUACAGCUAAUGCCAAGUACUGUGGAUAGUAUUUGUUUUUAGCCUGUACUCUUACUUCUUAGUUUAUACUUAACUCUAUUGUGGAUUAAUAGACAUAACUUAUAAUAUUAUUUCUUUUUUUUUUUAAAUUGAAAUUCCAAAAUCGCAAUUUACUUGAAGAAUGUUGUUAAGAACUACCUAUUUAAAUAUUAAUGAAUUUUGUUGGUCUUCAAAAUAUUUUACUCAAUACAAAAAGUUUUUAAAUAUUUUGUAUAUUGAUGAUAAUAAUAUAUUAAUAUGAUGUGGGUGAUAGGUAUUUUGUUGUUGUAAAUCCGUCAUAAACAAUUCAUUUCAUUUAUCAAAUAUAUACCUGCUUUAUACAUCCAAAAUAAAUAUAUUAUUUAACUUAUAUUGAAAAUAAAAGAAUCAGUGUAAUUGAUGUUUUGAAAAUGACGGAGGUCAACUAUCGGUACAUAGCGUUUGAAAAUGAUCACACGUAUUUGAAAACUAAUAAUUUUAGCGAUGACAAUUUUCAAUUAUUGCAGACCAGCAUUUCUACAAUUGAUGAAAUUUAUUUUUAUUUUUAGACCCGAAAAUGAUGGAACUGUGUCAUCAAAAACUUCACCUACUAGAAAACAACAAAUUAAAGCUUGUAAAAAUAAAACUAAUCCAAUAAAAAUUAAUAUGGAUCUACAAAAAUCAACAUCAUUUUAUUUUCAUAACACUUUACAUUUUCCAUUAUCUACAGACUUUAAGAUAUCACAAAAUACAUUACCUAUUCAAAAAAUGAUUACUGGUAGCAGUUCAAGUGCAAGGCCUAUACAACCAAAAGUAUCAAAUACUUCAAAUAUUGUUCCUGUUACACAAACACAAUCAAAUGCACUACUUAUUCCAUCACAAAUUAAUUUUUUAAAAACAAAAUUACAAAAUAUAACAUCCGAAAAUACACUUGUGAAACCUACAUUGCCACUGAUACCACAGUUGAAACCUUUUAUUAAGCCUAUUAAGUCAAUAAAAAACAAAAUUGUUUAUGAUUAUAAAAACAAUACAUGCACAAUUGAAUUAGCUACAAAUUUAUGUCAGCGCUUAUUGAGUGGAGAAAAUAUGUUCAUGUGUAAGAAAUGUGAUAAAGUUUACACAGAACAUAGAGAUUUGUUGGAUCAUUAUAUGAUUCAUGGUAAAUGUGAAACAAACCCAAUAGUUCAAGAGAAAGAUAAAAGAGAGAACAUACCAAUCACUAAUGUAAAGAAAGAAAACAGAAAUGUUAGUAAAACAAUUAUUAAUAGUGAUAAAAAUGUUGCCAAACAAACUAUACCAGUUAUUAAAUCUACAUUAAACUCUAAAAAAAAUAAAGUUGUUUUUCAAGGAGAGUGCAUUAUGUGUCAUUCAGUAUUUCCUGAUCUUGGAGAACAUAUAAGAACUGUUCACCAAAAUGACUUAGCUAAAAAUAAAGUUAAUACAUUUUGUUGUACAACAUGUGGAAUAGAGUUUGAUAUUAAACAACAACUACGUGCUCAUGAGUUAUCUGCGCAUAAAUCUGCUAACGUAUAUACUUGUGAACAUUGUCUUAAACUCUUCUCGUGUAAAGAAGACUUAGAUACACAUAUUGAAACACAUUAUAGUGACAUUAUGAAGUAUUUAUGUCCAUAUUGUGAUGCUGGUUUUCCUAAUUCAAAUGGAUUAAGAACUCAUCUCAUUAAUCAUAUUGGUUACGAUAGUCCUGAAUACUCAACUUCAGAAACACCAGUCUAUCAAAUUGAAUAUAGCCCAACAAGACCACCUGAAAAACUUGAUCAGUUAAUUUCUGAAUUAGAUAAUGUUCCAGAAGAUAUCGAUGAUGUUUAUAUAGAACAAGUUGAUGACGAUAAUUAUCAAGUCAGUUUUAGAAAGGGUGAUGAAGAUAAUGCAUCAUCACAAAUAAACUUGCUUAUUGACGAUAAGCAUGAAGUUGAUACAGAACUAAACAAUUCAACUUCAGAAGAUAAUAAAAAAAUUAUCAUUAAUGAACACCAAACAUCAUUGUUAAAUAAAAAGCGAAUAAGUUAUACAGUGUGUAGAAUAUGCAUGAUUAUUGUAAGUUAUUCAAGAAUUGGUAGACAUAUGAAGAAAAAACACAAUAAUGCUGCUCCCUACCAAUGUGAAAUAUGUCACGCUGAGUUUAAUCGAAAGCACAUCAUGGAUGACCAUAGAAGAAAACACACAAAUAAUAAACCUCACAAGUGCACAGAAUGUUCUAAAUGUUUUACCUACAAACACCACCUAAAUCGGCACAUGAUGAUAGUUCACAAUUCUGGCACAUUAGAAAAACUAUUCAAAUGUUCUGUAUGUGAUAAAGCAUUUUCAUUUAAGGAGUAUUUGACACUACAUGUAAAUAGCCGCCAUAAGGGUAAACAUUAUAUGUGCCAAGUUUGUGGAAAAAGUUUUUCUACCAAUGCUGCAUUGAAUAAACACCAGUUGUGUCAUACAGACGAACGACCAUUCAUGUGUGAACAUUGUGGACGGACAUUUAAAUGUAAAACUCAUUGUGACACUCACAAAAAAAAUAUGCAUCCUGGGGAUCCACAACUAACAGCCCCACCAGAAAAAUUUGAAUGUGAACUUUGUAAAAAACUAUUUAGCACAAAAGUAUACCGCGAUAUGCACCUUAAGCGACAUAAUGGUCAAGGUCAUCAAUGUGAUAUAUGCUAUAAACUGUUUGUUUCCAAGGCACACAUGCAAAGGCAUAUUAAAAUAAUGCAUCGAAAUACAUUGUGAAUCGUUAUUAGUUAUAGUUUUAUUUUUGUUUAAUGUUUGUUUUGUAAACAUUUGUAUUACUUCUUAAAUACAUUUGACUAUUUCAAUUUUA
Myzus persicae (green peach aphid) is the source of this 2973-nucleotide messenger RNA. Its product is annotated as zinc finger protein 43-like. The record is from RefSeq and is a predicted model, not a curated record. Gene Ontology annotation, molecular function: DNA-binding transcription factor activity, RNA polymerase II-specific; RNA polymerase II transcription regulatory region sequence-specific DNA binding. Bases 651 to 2882 code for a protein of 743 amino acids. Lineage: Eukaryota; Metazoa; Arthropoda; Insecta; Hemiptera; Aphididae. The transcript is spliced from 9 exons. Gene Ontology annotation, biological process: regulation of transcription by RNA polymerase II. Gene Ontology annotation, cellular component: nucleus.